AUGGGUAAUACCGAGAGUAAUGUAACAAGCGGUGUGAAGAAGCAAGCUGGAACCUCGGAGCAAAAGCUUUAUAAGCUAAUUGAUUUAAAAGGUGGUGGACUACUGGUAGACAUGAUGAAGAGGGCCGUCCAAAAUAAGCAGUACGCGGAGAUCGAUCAUGCAAUUAAGACGAAAGUGGAACCCUUUCUCUACAAUAAGGGCAAAGGCCGCUACAUUCCCAUAUCGCAUCUUGUUUUACUGCGGAACAAGGAAAGACCAAGGCACAAGCUGUUGCCCCCUUUAAGAGGCAUGGAGAAUCCUGACGAAGAGUUCGACGUGGAGAAGGAUUGGCCUGUGGUGACGCAAGAGGAGUACGAUGCUAAUCCUUCUGGCUACCGAGAGCUGUGCUGGGAUUUAAAGGAGCGAGGAGCAGUCGGAGAAACUAUACUUCAUCUAUGCUUACUCAACGCCACGUCCCUAUUGGCGGAUUUGGCGAAGCGAUUACUGCGUUUCUAUCCUAAGCUCAUAAACGACAUUUAUAUGAGCGAUGAAUAUUAUGGUGAGAGCGUACUCCAUAUGACAAUAGUUAAUGAGGAUCCGACGAUGGUCAAGUUCCUGCUGGACGCGGGCGCGGACUACCACGAGCGUUGCUGCGGCAACUUCAUGUGCCCCGAAGACCAGAAGGCGUCCCGCUCCGAUUCCCUGGACCACGAAUGGGUCAACGUGCAGCCGCACACAAACUACGAAGGCUAUGUAUAUUGGGGGGAGUACCCACUAAGCUUCGCGGCGUGCUUGGGGCAAGAGGAGUGCUAUCGUCUCAUCUUAGCCCGUGGAGCUGACCCGGACAAGCAAGAUACGAACGGGAAUACCGUACUGCAUAUGCUCAUUAUAUAUGACAAAAUGAGUACAUUCGACAUGGCGUACGAGGUGGGGGCUUCGCUUAACAUCCGCAACGUCCUCAACCUGACCCCUCUGACCUUGGCGGCGAAGCUGGCCCGCAUCGAGCUGUUCGUGCACAUCCUGAACAUCGAACGGGAGAUAUACUGGCAGAUAGGCGCGACUACCUGCGCAGCGUACCCAUUGGGCCAAGUAGACACCAUCGACACUGAAACGGGGCUAAUCAGUAAAGACUCCGCACUCAACUUAGUUGUGUUUGGUGAAAAAGAUGAACACUUAGAGCUCUUAGACGGCAUGCUGAUUGAUCUUCUGAAGACCAAGUGGAAUACGUUCGUGAAGUUCCGUUUCUACCGUCGCUUCAUAUUCUUCUCUUUCUACUUCUUGGUAUCCUUAGUUUGCUUCACUUUACGCCCGGGCCCACCAGAGCGCGCUGCUAAUUCUACCGUAAUAAACUCCACGGCUGUGCCUAACCUCAACUACACGGACGUGACCACAGAAGUUGAUAAUUGUAUUACCACGAUAAACGGAACUGAUUUCGAUCCUGGUGCCGUGGAGCUGAUCAACGGAACCAAGCCGAGCGUACAAUGCGGCCGAUUCAAGAGCCACCCGAAGGAUAAAGACAAGAAGCCGAAAAGGGAGUCCGAUAUGGAAGGUUGGUGGGAGGAUCUCACUGAGGAAUGCAGAUUAAUGAAUCUCGAUACUUGGCAAGCGAAACUACGAAUUUGCGGCGAAUUGUUACUCUGGGUGGGAGCGAUAUCGUACAUCGGUGCCGCUCUGAGAGAAGCGAGGUUCUUGGGAUUGAAAAUGUUCAUCGAGAACCUGAGUACAGUUCCUUCUAGGGUUAUGUUCCUAUUUUCUUGCCUGCUCAUGUUGGCACUGCCAACCCUGAGGCUUUGGUGCGCCGAUGAAGAGGAGGAUCACCUCGCCGUGAUUAUAAUGCUCACCACCGCACCGUAUUUCUUAUUUUUCUGCAGAGGCUUCAAGACUGUUGGCCCUUUCGUCGUUAUGAUCUACAGAAUGGUGAUGGGUGAUCUUCUACGUUUUGUUUGCAUAUAUUUAGUAUUCGUCAUGGGAUUCUCGCAAGCGUAUUAUGUAAUAUUCUUGUCAUUUGACAACCCAAACACGCCGGAGGGUGUCGACGACUCCGUUUCAAACCCCAUGCCAUCGCCAAUGGAGAGUAUAAUGGCAAUGUUUUUGAUGUCCCUGACGUCGUUUUCCGACUACUACAGCGCAUUUGAGAGGACCGAUCACGAGAUUGAAGCUAAGCUGCUGUUCGUGCUCUACAUGAUCAUAGUUGCGAUACUGUUGGUGAACAUGCUGAUCGCUAUGAUGGGAAACACCUACCAGAAGAUUGCCGAGACGCGGAACGAGUGGCAGCGGCAGUGGGCGCGGAUCGUGCUCGUGGUGGAGAGGGGCGUGCCGCCGGAGCAGAGGCUGAAGCAGCUGCUGACAUACAGCCAGCCGAUGGCGAAUGGGAAACGAGCAUUGGUGCUGAGGAUCAACCAGAAGGACGAAGACAAGGAAGAGAUGAAGGAGAUCCUGGAAAUGAAGCGAACCCACGAUCGGAUUGUGGCAAAGCGGAAGCAACGCGAGACGGAAAUGAUGGGAUUGAAGGCACGUCCGCCAGCACCCGUACGGGACUAUCCGACGAAGAAA
Molecule: messenger RNA, 2532 nt
Organism: Iphiclides podalirius (scarce swallowtail)
Lineage: Eukaryota; Metazoa; Arthropoda; Insecta; Lepidoptera; Papilionidae
Source: the annotation of a GenBank genome assembly